Molecule: messenger RNA, 1189 nt
Organism: Mya arenaria
Lineage: Eukaryota; Metazoa; Mollusca; Bivalvia; Myida; Myidae
Product: RNA-binding protein 7-like
Exons: 3
Coding region: 133-954 (273 amino acids)
Biological process (GO): regulation of alternative mRNA splicing, via spliceosome
Cellular component (GO): nucleus
Molecular function (GO): single-stranded RNA binding
Source: RefSeq, a predicted model, not a curated record
AUUGGGAACCAACUAACAUACGGAUAUCAUUUGUUUUUGUCCCAAGAAAAUAACUGGCGAAUAUUUUCGGUUUUGUUUUGUUACAAAAACAUUAAAUCUUUUAAAACUAUCUGGUAAUGCAAAAAGUCCACCAUGUCUGUUGAUGUUGACAGAACUCUGUGGGUGGGUAAUUUAUCUGAGAAGGUGACAGACGAACUCCUAUAUGAACUUUUUCUUCAGGCUGGACCGCUUGAGAAAGUCUCCAUUGCAAAGGAAAGAGAUGGGAGAUUGAAGGGGUUUGCAUUCAUCACCUUCCAACACAAUGCUUCAGUGCCCUAUACCAUACAGCUUUUUGAAGGCUCCCAGCUUCAUGGCAGGCCACUUAAACUGCAGUGCAGACCAGGCUCUAUACAUCAGCAACAACAGCAACAACAGCAGCAACUGAUGAUGAACAUGAGAAACCCCUACCAGCAGAGCUCUCCAAUUCCACAGAACCCGUACAUGAACCCAAACAUGCCCAUGAUGCGCAUUAAUAGCCGGCCACAGAACCCGUACAUUGGCAACCAGUCACCAAUCCCACCCCAGCCAAACUUUCAGCGCUCACAUACAUGGCACGGUGGUGAGAUGAACUCCCUGUCUGAUAACGAGCAAUCUGGUACCCGGGAUGGGAGGGACGGGUCGCGAGAUCGGGACAAUGGAAGUAGUAGAGAACGUCACACCGAUAGAGGCAGACAUAGGCAUACUGACAGGGAUCGAGAUAAUUCUGGUCGAGACAGGUCAGGCAGCAGGAACUGGAAUGAGGAUUAUAGAGGGUCACAGAGCCCCAGUAGUUACAGGGAUGGAUAUGACAAUAGUGGUCAUGACCUGCAAGCCAAGAGACAACGAGUGUUGGAAAAGACUGACAGACUGAAGGAAAGUUAUCACCGGGGAAACAGACACCAGCAUGGUCAUGAUAGAAAGAGGGGAAGAUAUUGAGUUUGCAAUGUAAAAGUGUAUCCUGAUAUAUGUGUUCAUUAUUUUGUAAGGUGUACAAUUGUUUUUAACAUUCUUCCUUUCGUGAAGUGAGCCAAAAUUAGUUCGAUAACUUUGACUACAUGUCACAAACAAACUUCAUUUAAAACAGAAAUUGAUCAUGCCAAAUAGAACAGGGAAAACAAUGUUGAAAUGUGUGUUUCGGUAUACUUCUCCAAUAAAAGUGAUUUUGCUUCAU